Molecule: messenger RNA, 2308 nt
Organism: Corylus avellana
Lineage: Eukaryota; Viridiplantae; Streptophyta; Magnoliopsida; Fagales; Betulaceae
Source: RefSeq, a predicted model, not a curated record
CACCAACAUGAAAUAAAAGAGGCCCAUCCCCCUUCAAUUCCCAUCAUUCCUUGUACGUAGACACUCAAUGGGAGCACUCGAUAUACGAACACCGGCCCCCACCGCCGACCCAGAAAAACACAUCCCGUCGGCCGACGAAGAUGUCGACGAAGAGGAGCUCUCACCCGUCGAGGAAGUCCGGCUAACCGUGGCCAACACCGACGACCCAAGCCUCCCCAUAUGGACCUUCAGGAUGUGGUUCUUGGGGUUAAUCUCCUGCGCCCUCCUCUCCUUCCUCAACCAGUUCUUCGCCUACCGGACGGAGCCUCUAAUCAUAACCCAAAUCACCGUCCAGGUGGCCAGCCUCCCCGUCGGCCGCUUCAUGGCAUCCGUUCUCCCGGAGACCAAGUUCCGGGUACCCGGGUUCGGGUCCCGGACUUUCUCGCUCAAUCCGGGUCCGUUCAACAUGAAGGAGCACGUGCUCAUUUCCAUCUUCGCUAAUGCUGGGAGUGCAUUCGGAUUCGGGUCGGCAUAUGCUGUUGGUAUCGUUACCAUAAUCAAAGCCUUCUACCACCGGAAAAUCUCGUUUCUUGCCGGUUGGCUUCUAAUCACCACUACGCAGGUAUAUGGAUACGGUUGGGCUGGGCUAUUGAGAAAGUACGUGGUGGAAUCGGCGAAUAUGUGGUGGCCGGGCACUCUUGUUCAGGUUUCAUUGUUCCGGGCUUUGCAUGAACGUGAAAAGGAGCAGCGAAUGUCAAGGGCAAAGUUCUUCCUAAUUGCAGUGAUUUGCAGCUUCUCAUGGUACCUGUUUCCUGGGUACCUGUUCACAACACUAACAAACAUAUCAUGGGUGUGCUGGGUAUUCUCCAAAUCAGUCACAGCUCAGCAGAUCGGCUCUGGCAUGAGAGGCCUUGAAGUGGGAGCUGUGACACUUGACUGGGCUGCUGUUUCAUCUUUCUUGUUCAGCCCCCUCAUCGGCCCUUUCUUCUCCAUUGUCAACAUUUUUGCAGGCUACAUAUUGAUAGUCUACAUUGCAAUCCCUACAGCAUACUGGGGGUUUGACUUGUACAAUGCAAGUAGAUUUCCUAUUUACUCUUCAGACUUGUUUACAGCAGUAGGACAAAAAUACAACAUAUCAGCCAUUGUAAAUGACAAGUUUGAACUCAACCAAGCGACGUAUACGGACCAAGGACGGAUUCACUUGAGCAUGUUUUUCCCUCUCACAUAUGGAUUUGGAUUCGCCACAAUCGCAUCCACCCUCACCCAUGUGUUACUCUUCUAUGGCAGGGAAAUUUAUGAGCGGUAUCAUGCUUUGUAUCGGGGUAAGGAGGAUAUUCAUACCAAAUUGAUGAGGAGAUACAAGGACAUACCUUCCUGGUGGUUCUACUUGUUGCUUGCUGUGACACUUGCAGUUUCCUUUGUACUCUGCAUAUUUUUAAAUGACCAAAUUCAGAUGCCAUGGUGGGGGCUCCUCUUUGCCGGAACCAUGAACUUCACCUUCACUCUUCCAAUCAGCAUCAUAACUGCGACAACAAACCAGACACCGGGGCUAAACGUUAUCACAGAGUACGCAAUGGGUCUAAUAUACCCAGGAAGACCAAUAGCCAAUGUGUGCUUCAAAACCUAUGGUUAUAUGAGCAUGGCUCAGGCUGUCUCCUUCCUCAGUGACUUCAAGCUAGGACAUUACAUGAAGAUUCCUCCAAGAUCAAUGUUUUUGGUUCAGUUCAUAGGAACUCUGGGAAACUAUGCAGCGAUGAAUUGGUUCUUCCUUGGAGGUGCAAUAGGGCCAGUUAUUGUUUGGCUGCUUCAUAAGACAUUCCCUGGGCAAUCAUGGAUUCCCUUGAUUAGCCUCCCAGUCCUCCUCGGAUCAGUAGGAAUGAUGCCACCGGCAACACCCUUGAACUACAAUGCCUGGAUUAUAGUUGGAACAUUUUUCAAUUUCUACAUCUUCCGCUACCGGAAGCAAUAGUGGCAGAGGUACAAUUAUGUUCUUUCAGCAGCACUGGAUGCUGGGGUGGCUUUCAUGGGUGUGCUAUUGUACUUAUCACUGGGCUUGGAAAACAAAAAUGUGUCCUGGUGGGGUACUGACGGUGAACAUUGUCCAUUAGCAACAUGUCCAACAGCCAAGGGCAUAGUGGUUGAUGGUUGUCCAGUGACCUAAUAUCUGUAUGCUUCUGUUAUAGAUCAUUUCCCUCUAAUGUUGCACAACAUAUUAGUAGCAAUUACAAUGAUACUACACACAAAGUGGAGGGAAUUUCAUGCUUUGUAGGGAUUUAUAAUGUUUCAUGUAAAUUAUCUUUCAAAUCAUAUAUAUAUAUUUGGUACUUGU